UAAUCCACAGCGAGUGGGUAAAUAGUUACAACCACUCAAUCAUUCAUCUCAUAGGUUCAAAAUGGCACUCUUUGGACUCUCUCACUUCCACCCUUCCCUCUUCAAAAAUCCCCGCAAUCUCCCAAGUCCUCUUUCCCGUUGACCCCCCCAACAUGUCGUCAUUGACAGACCGGAGAAGAACCCAUCUCCCGCUCGACCUCCUCUUCCUCCUCCUCUGCCUCCUCUCCACCGCGGCGGCCGACGAGCUUCAAAUUCUUCUCAAAAUCAAAUCCACGUUACAAGUUUCAAACACCAACAACAACAUAUUCAAUACAUGGAACUCCACCAAUUCCGUUUGCAGCUUCACCGGAAUUGCCUGCAUCGAAAACGGAUUCGUUCGAGAUAUCGACCUUUCGAAUCAGAACCUAUCUGGGUUUCUUGCGGCGGACGCAAUAUGCCAGCUCGAAUCGUUGGAAACACUUUCCUUGGGAUUCAACUUCUUGCACGGGACAAUCAAGGAGGACUUGAACAACUGCGUAAAUUUGAAGUACUUGGACUUGGGCAACAAUUUGUUCUCAGGAUCGUUCCCCGACAUAUCAUCCCUGUCCCAGUUAGAACAUCUCCAUCUGAACUGCAGCGGAUUUUCGGGUACUUUUCCGUGGAAAUCAUUGGGGAACAUGACGGGUUUGAUUCGAUUGAGCUUGGGAGACAACCCUUUUGAUCAAAGCCCAUUCCCAACCGAGGUGUUGAAUCUCAACAAACUCAACUGGCUUUACUUGUCGAAUUGCAGCCUCGGAGGUUCGAUUCCGAAAGGAAUCGGAAACCUCACGGAGCUUAUCAACUUGGAGUUAUCCGACAACAGCAUGGUCGGAGAAAUCCCAUCCGAGAUUACAAAGCUUACCAAGCUCUGGCAGCUCGAGCUCUACCACAACCAGUUCACCGGGACGCUUCCUCCCGGCCUAAGAAAUCUCACCAACCUCGAAAACUUUGACGCCUCCAUGAAUCUACUCGAAGGCGAUUUGUCGGAGGUGGGAUUCUUGGAGAACAUAGUUUCCCUCCAAUUGUACAAGAAUAGUUUCUCCGGAGAAGUUCCGAUGGAGUUCGGGGAAUUCAAGAAGCUUGUCAAUCUGUCGUUGUACAAUAACAAGCUGACCGGUCCUCUGCCUCAGAAACUUGGCUCUUGGUCCAAGAUUGAUUUCAUCGAUAUCUCUGAGAAUCUCCUGACGGGAAGUAUUCCGCCCGAUAUGUGCAAGAUGGGGACGAUGAGAGGCUUUCUCCUGCUCCAGAACAAGUUUACCGGCGAAAUUCCUGCGAAUUACGCUAAGUGUUCCACAUUGAAGCGGUUCAGAGUCAACAUCAACUCGCUGUCCGGUGUUGUUCCUCCUGGAAUUUGGGGGUUGCCGAAUGCGCACAUCAUCGACCUUACUUCCAAUCAAUUCGAAGGCCCGAUAACUUCUGACAUUGGAAAUGCAAAGAUGCUUGCGCAGUUGUUCGUCAGUUACAAUCAGUUAUCUGGUGAGCUGCCGGAUGAGAUUUCCAAAGCAACAUCUUUGGUGUCCAUUGUUUUGAACAACAAUCGGUUUUCCGGGAACGUCCCUGGAAGUGUUGGUGACCUGACGCAUCUGGGAACUCUGUAUUUGCAGAGCAACAUGUUCUCUGCUUCGAUACCAGAGUCUCUAGGAAACUGUAAUUUACUGAGCGACUUAAACAUGGCAGAAAACUCAUUUUCCGGUGACAUCCCAUCGUCUUUAGGCUCUCUCCCAACCUUGAACUCUCUGAAUUUGUCACAAAAUCAACUUUCGGGUGAAAUCCCAAAGAGCUUAGCAUCUCUAAGGCUAAGUCUUCUUGAUCUAUCACACAACAGGCUCACCGGCGCCAUACCAGAAUCUCUGUCGAUUGCAGCCUACAACGGUAGCUUUUCUGGUAACUCCGGACUCUGCAGCACGGACAUAAGCCCAUUCCCCCAUUGUUCUGCUGGUUCUGGGAUGUCCAAGGAUGUGCGGACGCUAAUUAUUUGCUUCUCGGCUGGCUCAGCAAUUCUGCUUGUGUCCCUCACAUGCUUCUUGUUCUUAAAGAAGCGCGAAAAGGACGAAGACCGUUCGUUAAAGGAGGAAUCUUGGGACGUAAACUCUUUUCAUGUGAUGAGCUUCACCGAGGGUGAAAUUCUUGAUUCCAUUAGGCAAGAGAAUCUUAUUGGAAAAGGGGGUUCCGGAAACGUUUACAGAGUUUUACUUGCGAAUGGCAAAGAUCUCGCUGUAAAGCACAUAUGGAACACCGAUCCAAGUGACAGGAAAAGGUUCAAGAGCAUGGCUCCAGUGCUUGCAAAACGCGGUGGGAAGUCGAAGGAAUUUAAUGCUGAGGUGCAGACGUUGAGCUCGAUUAGGCAUGUGAAUGUGGUGAAGUUGUACUGUAGCAUUACAAGCGAGGACUCAAGCUUGUUGGUGUAUGAGUACAUGCCGAAUGGUAGCUUGUGGGAUCAGCUUCAUACGUGCCAAAAGAUGAAGCUUGAUUGGGAGACAAGGCAUGAGAUAGCAGUGGGAGCAGCCAAAGGUUUGGAGUAUUUGCAUCAUGGCUUGGAGAGGCUGGUGAUGCACCGGGAUGUCAAGUCGAGUAACAUUUUAUUGGAUGAGUUUUUGAAGCCGAAGAUUGCGGAUUUCGGGCUUGCCAAGAUUGUUCAGGCCACUGCAGACAAGGACUCUACUCAUGUUAUUGCCGGAACACAUGGCUACAUUGCUCCUGAAUAUGGAUACACGUACAAAGUGAAUGAGAAGAGCGAUGUGUACAGCUUCGGAGUGGUACUAAUGGAGCUAGUGACGGGGAAAAGGCCGAUAGAACCAGAGUUCGGAGAGAACAAGGAUAUAGUGAGCUGGGUAAGCAGCAUGCUUGGGAGUAGAGAGAGCAUAUUAAGCAUGGUGGACUCAUAUAUUCCAGAGGUGUACAAAGAAGAGGCUAUCAAGGUUUUAAGAAUUGCAAUUCUCUGCACGGCUAGGGUACCGGAGUUAAGACCCUCCAUGAGAAGUGUGGUUCAAAUGCUUGAAGAGGCUCACGAGACAUUUAAAUUGCUCAAGAUUGUUAUCAGCAAAGAUGGUGCUGCUGCAGAUAUGAAAAUGAAAGUAGUGAAGGGUAUAGAGAACUGAAAUUAAUCAACACGCGGCCACUCUUCGAAAAUUAUUGGUCGAAGAAGCUCGUUCAUCGAUCUCCACUUAAACUUGUUUAACUUGGAACUAUUAUGUAAUGUAUAUAUGAGAGCUGAGUACUUGUAACAUAUUAGCCAGAACCUGCAGAUCAUUGCAUAUAUAUAUAUAUAUUUGUAGUUUUGCAGAUGUAAAAUAAGAAUUUGGAUCUCUUCGGAUCUUGCAGUUCGGAGCCGAGGGACAGAGAAAUCUGGGCCAUUCCAAGAGGGAGAGAGAGAUCCGGACCUUGAGUUUAUGAGUGGUCCAGAUUUUCAGGUCUGUUCGCUCCAGGCAUCGAGAUUCGGAGAGAAUCUCAAUUCAUAAAAUAAUAGGAGCUAGGAGGGCUUUUUUUUUGUACCAUAUAUGUAUCUACUACUACUAGUAGUUAAUCCCUUUGUUCCCUUCAGGGUUUGAGCUUAACUGAAAGGAAUAGUACUGUAAUUUCUAAUAAUUUUUCUUUUUUAGGC
Molecule: messenger RNA, 3619 nt
Organism: Malus domestica (apple)
Lineage: Eukaryota; Viridiplantae; Streptophyta; Magnoliopsida; Rosales; Rosaceae
Product: receptor-like protein kinase 7
Biological process (GO): protein phosphorylation
Molecular function (GO): protein binding; protein kinase activity; ATP binding
Source: RefSeq, a predicted model, not a curated record